AGCCCUCUCCUGUUACUACACCUCCUAACCUUCGCAAUCACUCUUCCCCUUCUUUUAACAGCAUGAAUAAUUCUUUCAACGGAGAAUCAACCGAAAUUGAGAAAGAGUCAAUUGAAGCCUCUCCAUCUGAAAGUUCGAAAGAAAGACGAAUACUAGACGAAAAAAAUCACAGAAGAAAACUGGACUUUCGUAUACUCUCAAAGAUAGAUGAUGUAAAUACGGAAUUUUUAUUCGGCGAAAUUAAACCUCCAAACAAUUCAACUUCUAUAAACAAAAGUUCUUUAGAUCUUAUUAUUUAUAGUUAUGGUUACGUUGACGGUCUGGAAACAUUUGGAGUAUUGAUUUAUA
This is a messenger RNA of Racocetra fulgida, 348 nucleotides long. The record is from the annotation of a GenBank genome assembly. Lineage: Eukaryota; Fungi; Glomeromycota; Glomeromycetes; Diversisporales; Gigasporaceae.